GUAUUAUACAUUCAUUGACUUUAAUCUAAACCGUUUAGCUCGAUUAAGCCUAUUAUACUAAAUUGAAGAUUUUGUUUUUCAACUUUGCCCUCGUUAAGCAUUAUUUUUCUGACUGUUUAGCUGGGAUAAAAUGUGUGUCAAGUUCUCAGUUACAACAACCUCGAAGCCCUCGGCCUGUACUACAUAUUUGUUUUGACGUCAGCUUGUAAUUUAUUUUCUGUAAACACUUGAAAAGUUACCUUCAGCGUACGACACAUGCGCUAUCAGGAGGAUACUUGCUAAUUUAUGCAUGAAAACUGAGACAAAAACAAAAAAUUAAGCAUGGAUACUGUUUUAUUAGAGUUCACUACCAUGUGAGCACGUGAUAUCCCUGUCGCCGACUCUCCUAGGACUUUUGUUCUCUUAUUCUUCCGACAGUCUGAAAUAACCUUCUUACAGCCAGUGUAUAAAUUGUGCUUGUUUAUGUGUGUUCUUUUUUUUUCGAGUGUAUCCAAAGGUCGUUCUAGCGUAUUUAGUCGACACUACUUUUGUGGAAACCAGUUAGUUUAGUCUGUGUAAAACUAGGCCAAAGGUAUAGAAAAGACAGAAUGUUAUAAUAUACUUUGGGCUGCAUAUCAAAGCGUUAAUUCUGACGAAAACAGAAUUAACCUUUUCUAUAAACGAAACUUUAACAACACCAUCGUCACUUUUAAAACACUAGCUGCUGGUUUGCUGCUCAUGAUGGGGCUACCCCAUCUUUGGUUAUUCCUGGUUUAACUCUCAAUACGGAGGAAAUGAAAGAAUGUUGAUUAUGAAUUUUGAAGUCAACGGGGUAUUGUAUACUGUUUGUUUAAUGUUAACAUAUUAUCGAGUCGUAUGACUGGACUCUUGACCAUGGCCAUGCCUACACCAGCCUUGAGCCUGUACGAGUUCCUUUCUGAAGCAGAGCUGUCACAGUAUUACAGUCUUCUCAAGAAUGACCUAAAAGUGACCACUGUAGCUCAGCUAAAGUACGUGGAGGAGGAUGAUCUCACGCAGUUGGGAAUGAGUAAACCCGAGCAGCGACGACUACGCAAGUAUUUCCAGAAGGUUUACCCUCAGACCUACCUCAGAAAGUUUAAAAAUAUGAUCCUUCCAAAGUCGAAAGAUAACAUAGAUCGCAGUUCAAUUGUAUUUUUAGACUCUGUUGCAGACAGGAACCCUGUUCGUGUACCAAGCAAACAUAUUAUCCCUGCAGACAGUAUUAUUAUAAACAAAGAACUAGGGAUUGGUGAAUUUGGUGUUGUUCAGCAAGGUGUUUGGACCAAUGAGGAUGGAGAUAGGAUCCAAGUGGCAAUUAAGUGUCUCAGCAAAGACAGAAUGCAGAAUAAUCCAAUGGAAUUUUUAAAGGAAGCUGCAAUCAUGCACACUAUUGACAAUGAACACAUUGUACGGUUGUACGGAGUUGUCUUGGACACAACCUCGUUAAUGUUGGUAACAGAACUUGCACCAUUACGUUCCCUCUUGGAAUGCCUAAAGGAGCCAGAUUUGAGGUCUAACUUUCCAGUAAUCUCAUUAUGUGAUUUCACCUACCAGAUCUGUGAUGGCAUGCAGUAUUUGGAAAGUAAACGACUUAUUCACAGAGAUUUAGCAGCACGUAACAUCCUAGUUUUUGCUAAAAACAAAGUUAAAAUCAGUGACUUUGGUUUGUCUCGAGCUUUGGGGGUAGGAAAGGAUUAUUAUCAGACAAAUUUUAAUGUCAACCUUAAGCUCCCGAUUGCAUGGUGUGCACCUGAAUGUAUAAACUACUUGAGGUUUACGUCUGCUAGUGAUGUCUGGGCAUAUGGCGUAACUUUGUGGGAAAUUUUUAGCUAUGGUUUUCAACCCUGGGCUGCUUUAACAGGACAGCAGAUUCUGGAAGCAAUUGAUGAGCCCAGCUAUCAACGACUUGAACAACCUGAUUGUUGUCCUAAAGAAUAUUACUCCUUAAUGUUGAAAUGUUGGCAACACGAUGCCAACAAAAGACCAAAGUUUUCUGAUAUUCUUCAGUUGCUACCUGAGUGCAAACCUGAGCAGCUACAGACUGUGAAAGAUUCCAGUGACACUUCUAUAACACCUAAGCCUAAAAAAGAUUGGCUUCAUUAUAAAGUUGGAGAUGUAAUAACUGUUUUAGACAAAAAGCCGUUAUCUGAUUGUCCAAAUCUCUGGAGAGGUGUUCUCAACAGUGGUAAAACUGGACUUUUCAAUCCUGCUAACACCGUCACUUACCUGGGUCAGAACUUACCUACUAACAGACCAAAUUUCUCACGUACAGGUAGCAAGGCUGGUCUUUAUUCCAGUAAACGAAGGAUACGACCAGAGAUGAUAUCGGGACCUCAAGGUGAUCUGAAACACACGGGACAUGUAGGAUUGGAUGGGGCAUUUUUUGGUGAUAUUUCAUUCCUUGGAGACAAAUAUAACCAACUACCAAGGCAGAUUGUUACUCCAUAUAAACCUCAGGAUGAUGGAGAACCAAGUAGUUUAUUAGCCCGUGCCUCUUCUGAUCUUUCUGACCGUACUCCUCUUUUGACCAAAUCAAAUUUUCUUAAUGAUGGUAAAAGUGGUCCUGCAGCAGAAACUUGGUCAGAUGCUGGAAGUUUGUGUGAGAAGGAUUACCAAGUAAACUUGGAAACAAACAAAAUGGUUGAGUCCACAGAGAUCAUCAAAACUACUGAUGUACAUAAACUGAAUAUUGGGCCUGAUCAUGAAUACCAUGAGAUCAGUGAUGAAGAGGAUUUCCCAUCUGUGGAAAGUCCACGUUUUGAGACCCUAGAUUUUGGACCAUCGUUGAUGGAUGAAGUUUUUAAAGCUUUGGGAUCAACUAAUCCAGACCCAGAGUUGGAUGAGCAACAGUCUAAUGAGAACAACAAUGUUAGGAAUGAGAUAAAGGAAAUUACUUCGAAAGUAUGUAAUCGAGAAGGUGGGAAAAAGAAGCAGGCUACUGUGAAACCAAUUUCAGCAGCUGACCAGCAUACACUAGACUGUGCUAUUGCUAUGGCUAAAGAGUUAGCCAGUCGUAGCAUGCUGGAAGUGGAAAAUAAAUCGGGCUCAGAUACAGGUCUAGAGAGCCCUAAGACACCAACGACCCCAACCAGAACUAAGUUUUCUUUCAAGCUAAAACCUAGCCCAAAGCCAGAACGACGAAACUUCAGUGCAGAGACUCAGGCUAUUCCUAGUGUGCAAGAUAUCCUUACAGAGGAAGCACGAGAAGCGUACAACCUUCUGGUGGAGAAGGGCCAGCACAGUACCCCCCAUUCUUCAAACAGUGACACGAGGCAGCAUUCUAGUGAUUCUCACCAUCGAAACCACAAUAAUAACUCACUUCAUACUCACCAUCAUUCAACCAUUCAAGAAUCUCGCACUCGUGUUAGAGAUCCAGUUCAUAGUCAGCACACGUCAUCUGCCACAAUCAUUCAGCAUACUUCAUCUAAGCAAACACCAGUUACAGCAAGUACAAACCAACAUGGUUUACAUACUGUGAAGUCUGUCACAAAAAGUGGUAGUAAUAUCACAAGCAGUGACACCCAACACAGUACUAUUCAUCAAUCAUCACCUACUGAUAACAGCAGUCAGUAUACCAAGUCUCAACCUACCCUGCUUACAACAACAGACUCGUCAGAUGCUGAAGACACAAUGGACUCUAACCCACUACGCAUGCUUCGUAAGAGUGGUCCUGUGAGGCCUAAAGUCAGAGGUAAUAAACAUGGGCUUCCAGCAAGCUCUAGAGCUUCUGCAAUCCAAACUGCAGCAGUAACGAGACCAGCAGCCAAUGUUCUUCCUCAUACCGGAGGUGCAAGAGCAGGACUUGGAGCACCUCCUCCCCCUCCAGCAGCUGUUAUGAGGUCAUCAUCGGUCCCAGAAAAUGCAAGGUCCAUAGGUGAAAUUUGUCAGGCUGAAGAUGAACAAACAUUUGUGUCUAGUGCACAUAUCACUGUGAAUCCUGAGCUAGAGGGGGUUGAUAGUUCAGCCAACCUUCUUCCUUUGCCACCUCGAGACCGUUCCAAGCCAUUUCCCGUCCUAAAGCAACAUCAACGUCGACAUCCAUUGGUUUUACCGGGAAUACGUCAAGUUCCAAAUUCCGGAUCUACUCUUCUGACGCAGGUAUCAUGCUCUGAAGUUCCACUUGGAUCUGAUGGAAGCUCGAUAGACUCAGACUUGGUCAGUCCCACCAUGCUUAAUUCACCACAAGAUGGGGGUGGUGGUCAAUCCAAAGUUCCUCCCCCAAAACCAGCACGAUCAACUAGUCUGGAUGAUUCUUUCGAAACUCAGAUUCAGGCAGAGAUUGAUGGAUUGGAUGAUAUUCCAGAAGAACAUGCACCCUCACCUCCAAUUUACAAGAACAGUGAUCAUGUUAGCUGUGAGGAUUUACUAGAGUUCGCUCUUGACAAACCAAAUGCUAAGAGGACACAAGGUCGUGCGAGGGGCACGGACUCAGAUGAGGUCCGAAUCAUGCAGAAAGUUCUAGCCAAAGAUGAAGUCACUCCUGAGGAAUGUUUGGUGGCUCUCAAUGAAACCGAAUGGGACAUCCACAAAGCCAUAAAGUACACAAGGCUCCAGUGUCUUCUUAACUCCCACCUUGUUCAUGUGGAGAACUUUAAACAAACCCUUACCCGUUGCAACUGGAAUGUACAACAGGCAGCUAAUUAUCUUUUAGCAACUCAUGGUAUAGCUGAGGAUACAACUGAAGUGUGAAAUUGUGUUUAAUCAUUCAAAUAGUGUACAGGAGGCAGCUUCAGUCAAAACUGGGUAUAGUUAAUGUCAAAAAUAGGAGUUGAAUAUCAGUUCAUUUGUACAAAGUAAAAUAUUCAUAUAUAUAUUUCUUUUCACACACCACUAUAUAUUGAAAAACAACUAAAAGUUGAGGUUUCCGACAAAAUAUUACAAAACUUAAGUUCUAAACAACCAGAGAAAUUGCACCAUAAGCACAUAUUCAAGUCAUCUACAUGCUAAUCAAAGGUUGUAGUUUCAAGCUUCUGAGACAACUGGUUUAUCAUGUUGCUUGCACAAUCACUGAAGACAUUAUAAUUUCAUUUUAUAUUUCACAAAGAUUGCUUUUGUCUCCAAUGUAUACCUUAAGAUACCAUUAGUUCCUUACAUUUUGUACCUGACAGCUUUCCAUAGAACCAUCAGCUCAUGAAAUUCCAUAAAUAUUAGCUUUACCUUAGACCUGAAAUAAAUUAGUAUUAAUA
Messenger RNA from Limulus polyphemus (Atlantic horseshoe crab), 5186 nucleotides. It is a transcript of the gene Ack-like, whose product is annotated as tyrosine-protein kinase PR2-like. The transcript is spliced from 17 exons. Gene Ontology annotation, molecular function: protein tyrosine kinase activity; ATP binding. The coding region runs from base 856 to 4689 and encodes 1277 amino acids. Gene Ontology annotation, biological process: protein phosphorylation. The record is from RefSeq and is a predicted model, not a curated record. NCBI's taxonomy places the organism in Eukaryota, Metazoa, Arthropoda, Merostomata, Xiphosura, Limulidae.